Cucumis sativus (cucumber) is the source of this 1652-nucleotide messenger RNA. RefSeq names its product ribulose bisphosphate carboxylase/oxygenase activase 2, chloroplastic. The coding region runs from base 114 to 1445 and encodes 443 amino acids. Gene Ontology annotation, cellular component: thylakoid; chloroplast stroma. The transcript has 6 exons. NCBI's taxonomy places the organism in Eukaryota, Viridiplantae, Streptophyta, Magnoliopsida, Cucurbitales, Cucurbitaceae. The record is from RefSeq and is a predicted model, not a curated record. Gene Ontology annotation, molecular function: ATP binding; ATP hydrolysis activity; ribulose-1,5-bisphosphate carboxylase/oxygenase activator activity.
CUCCAUCCCUUUACUUCUAUAAAGUCCUUCUUCACUCUUCACUCCUCAUUCCUCUUCAUCCUUCUCCAAAUCUACCUUCCCUCUGCCAAAUACUUACACACUCCCAAGUCCUCAUGGCCGCCUCCGCUGCCUCUGUCGGAGUCGUUAACCAUGCACCGCUAAGCUUGAAAGGCUCUGGAUCCACAACUUCGGUUCCAAGUUCAGUCUUCUUUGGGAACAGUUUGAAGAAAGUGGUCAACUCCAGAGUUGUCAACCCGAAGCCUUCCUCGGGUAGCUUCAAGGUGAUGGCAGUGGAAUCAACCUCAGACGAGAAUCUCGAGAAGAAGACCAAAAAAAUAGACAGAUGGGCCGGACUUGGAACCGAUAUAUCAGAUGACCAACAGGACAUCACAAGAGGAAAGGGAAUGGUGGAUUCUGUGUUUCAAGCUCCCAUGCAAGCUGGAACUCAUUAUGCUGUUAUGAGCUCUUAUGAGUAUCUUAGUCAAGGACGUAAAUCGUAUGAUGGCAUGGACAAUGUAUUGGGUGGUUUGUACAUUGCUCCUGCUUUCAUGGACAAAUUGGUUGUUCACAUCACCAAGAACUUCCUGUCCCUCCCAAACAUCAAGGUUCCUCUGAUUUUGGGUCUGUGGGGAGGCAAAGGACAAGGAAAAUCCUUCCAAUGUGAGCUUGUAUUUGCCAAGAUGGGAAUCACCCCAAUCAUGAUGAGUGCAGGAGAAUUGGAAAGCGGGAACGCAGGAGAGCCAGCCAAGUUGAUCCGACAACGGUACCGUGAGGCCGCUGACAUAAUCAAGAAGGGAAAAAUGUCCUGCCUCUUCAUCAAUGAUCUGGAUGCGGGUGCUGGUCGUCUUGGUGGUACCACUCAAUACACAGUCAACAACCAAAUGGUUAACGCCACACUCAUGAACAUCGCUGAUAACCCCACCAAUGUCCAACUCCCUGGAAUGUACAACAAGGAGGAGAACCCUCGAGUUCCAAUCAUCGUCACUGGUAACGAUUUCUCCACUCUCUACGCUCCUCUCAUCCGUGACGGUCGUAUGGAGAAAUUCUACUGGGCACCCACUAGGGAAGACCGUAUCGGUGUCUGCAAAGGUAUCUUCCGUACCGACAAUGUCGCUGAUGAUGACAUCGUCAAGUUGGUCGACACCUUCCCAGGCCAAUCCAUCGAUUUCUUCGGUGCUCUAAGGGCGAGAGUGUACGAUGACGAAGUAAGGAAGUGGGUCACCGGAGUUGGAGUCCAGAGUAUAGGGAAGAAGCUUGUGAACUCGAAAGAGCCACCACCAAAGUUCGAGCAGCCAACGAUGUCACUUGAAAAGCUGUUGGAGUAUGGUGGCAUGUUGGUUCAAGAACAAGAGAAUGUGAAGAGGGUGCAAUUGGCUGAGACUUACUUGAAUGAGGCUGCUCUUGGCAAUGCCAAUGAAGACGCAAUUACCAGAGGAGCUUUCUAAAUUAAAAAGCUUGUGUGUUGUGUUUAACUCAUUUCAUGACACUAAUCAUCAAGUUGUGUCUUUGUGGGGAAAGGAAAUGAGUGCUCUCAUUAUGUGAGAUUCCUCUCAUCUAUAUAUUCUUCAGGCCUUUUUGUUCUUUCAUCUUCUUCUUUUGUGGAACCAAAAUCACAUAUCAAAAUAAAAGUUAUUUCUUACUUUUGUUUCUCA